GAAUUCCGCGAGGUGCUAAAAUGGCUUAACGUUGUUGAUCCUAGCACCAAUUAUUCAUCUGCACUGACGGUUCGUGAACCUGGUACGGGGAACUGGCUGCUCACGGGGCGCGAGUAUCUCGAUUGGAAGGAAAGUAGUGGAGGGGUUCUCUGGCUAUAUGGUAUACGUGA
Tuber aestivum (summer truffle) is the source of this 170-nucleotide messenger RNA. NCBI's taxonomy places the organism in Eukaryota, Fungi, Ascomycota, Pezizomycetes, Pezizales, Tuberaceae. The record is from the annotation of a GenBank genome assembly.